AUGCCGAGUGAAAUGAUUACUCUACAACUUGGCCAAUGUGGCAAUCAAAUUGGCUUUGAAUUUUGGAAGCAGCUUUGCAUAGAACAUGGGAUAUCUCCGGAGGGAAUAUUAGAGGAAUUUGCAUCUGCGGGUUCUGAUCGUAAAGAUGUGUUCUUUUAUCAAGCAGAUGAUGACCAUUACAUACCUAGGGCAGUGCUUUUGGAUUUGGAGCCUCGUGUCAUACACACAAUAAUGAACUCCCCUUACGCAAAGCUUUAUAAUCCAGAGAAUGUUUACUUAUCAAAGCAUGGUGGUGGGGCUGGAAACAACUGGGCAUCUGGUUAUGCUCAGGGUGAGAAAUUGAAUGAAGAAGUCUUUGAUAUCAUUAACAGAGAAGCUGAUGGAAGUGAUAACUUAGAGGGUUUUGUUUUGUGCCACUCCAUAGCUGGAGGAACAGGAUCAGGUAUGGGAUCAUACAUAUUGGAGCACCUUUCAGACAGAUUCCCUAAGAAGCUGGUACAGACAUACAGUGUGUUUCCUAACUUGGAUGAAAUCAGUGAUGUGGUUGUCCAACCGUACAACUCUUUAUUAACUUUAAAGAGAUUGACAGAAAGUGCCGACUGUGUGAUGGUGUUGGACAACACUGCUCUCAACAGGAUUGCUAGUGACCGAUUGCAUAUACAAAACCCAUCAUUUGCACAAAUUAAUACACUUGUGUCCACAAUUAUGAGUGCUAGUACAGCUACAUUGAGAUAUCCAUCCUACAUGAACAAUGACCUAAUAAGCCUAGUGGCUCCACUGAUACCAACUCCACGUUUACACUUCCUCAUGACUGGUUAUACUCCUCUCACAGCUGACCAUGAACUAAAUACUGCUCCAAAGAUUCGAAAGACAACUGUGCUGGAUGUAAUGCAGAGACUUCUUCAACCAAAGAACAUGAUGGUAUCACUGAGCCCCGAUAGAGCAAACCAACACUGCUACAUCUCCAUACUGAAUAUUAUUCAGGGAGAGGUAGACCCAUCUCAAGUGCAUAAGUCUCUACAACGCAUCCGCGAACGGAAACUGGCAUCGUUUAUUCCGUGGGGUCCAGCCUCCAUACAAGUAGCUUUGUCCCGUCGCUCGCCCUAUGUCACAGCGUCGCACAAAGUGUCUGGCCUUCUUCUUGCUAAUCAUACAAAUAUUUCUUCAUUGUUUGACCGGUGUCUGCAACAAUUCGAUAAACUGCGCAGGCGCGAGGCUUUUAUAGAUGUGUUUCGCAAAGAGCCUAUGUUUCGGGACUCACUGGAGGAGUUUGAUGAAUCCCGUUCGGUCGUAGAUGAAUUAGUUCGGGAGUACCAGGCAGCUGCUACACCUGAUUAUGUCCAUUGGAAUCCAGGUUGGAAUCAAGUUACCCUGAAUGGGGCAUGGUGCAGACAUUCCUUUCAUAGAAACAAAUUUAUUAUCAGUUUAAUACACGUUUUUCUUUACCUAAGGCAUGGCGGUUUCCUCUGGAUAUAUAACACAGAAAGAAAUUUCCAAUUUAGAACACACAACCUCAGUCAAUACUAUCAUCCAACUAAAUUACUAAUAUCUCUACUUCCAAGACAACUGUAG
Molecule: messenger RNA, 1572 nt
Organism: Pieris macdunnoughi
Lineage: Eukaryota; Metazoa; Arthropoda; Insecta; Lepidoptera; Pieridae
Source: the annotation of a GenBank genome assembly